AUGCUCUGGAGCUCGUCGAGCGAAGCGCCGUGGGCCGCGCUCUGGCCGCGCUACGACGCUAUCGUGCAGUCGAUACCGAAUAGGGAGCUGGUGGAUCUGGAUGAGUGGUACCUGACCUCUUUUCCAUCAAUUGUGCGGACACGAGAGCCUUUGCCAUACGUGACAGCGCAAGAGCUUCAACGGGUGAUGAAGUGGAAGCUCACGAAGGGCAAAUGGCGACCGCAGCUGCUCAAGUUUGUAUCGGGACUGAGCAACCACGAGGUGGUGGAGGCCUCACGUGAUGCCUUCCGUCAACUGAAGAGCGGGGAUCUACGUGCUGCGACAGAAGCGCUGUGCGUGCUCAAAGGCGUUGGACCAGCUACGGCGUCGGCGGUCCUCGCAGCGUACGAUGGGAGCGUGCCAUUUAUGGCGGAUGAAGCAUUGGAAGCGAUUGCCGGAAUAAUCGGUCCCCGCAAGUAUACGCUACCGCACUUUCUUCGGUUCGCCGAAGAGCUUCGCGCGAAGGCGAAAUGGCUGAACGAGGAUAAAGCUGCAACAAAAGACGAGAAUGAGGUGAAAGCUGAUACAGUUUGGACAUCACAGCGUGUUCAAUUGUGUCUAUAUGCUGAAGCACGUGACAGUGACGCACCUGCCUCGCCUUUGUGUGCCAAGGCCAAAAAGGCUGCGUUGUCCGUUACGAAGCGGAAGCGAAACGAUGCGGUUAUAAAGCCGCUCUCUACGGAUGUGAAAAAGGCGAUGGUGCAGAGAGAAGACGCAACAGACCCAGAACGACUUUUGCGGAGGUCGCAGAGAAAGCGACAACGAUCAUUGGAUUGA
Messenger RNA from Peronospora matthiolae, 816 nucleotides. The record is from the annotation of a GenBank genome assembly. NCBI's taxonomy places the organism in Eukaryota, Oomycota, Peronosporomycetes, Peronosporales, Peronosporaceae.